AUGCUGGCAAAGAUGGAAGAAGACCCGCAAUUUUUUAAUCAAAUUUUGUGGAGCGAUGAGUCAACGCUUAAAAGAGACGGUUACUUAAAUUUACACAAUUUACAUAGUUGGGAACUAGAAAAUCCCCAUCUUAUGCGUGAAGACAGGUCGCAAUACCAAUUUAAAAUAAAUGAUUGGACCGGAAUAUUAAAUGGUAUGAUAAUUGGCCCAUUUGAAUUACCGGGGAAUUUAACGGGGCAAAGUUAUUUGGAGUUUCUUCAAAAUGAUCUCCCCAAUUUAUUACAAGAGGUUCCCGAGGAGCUGAGGGAAUCGUAUUGGCUGCAAAAUGACGGUUGUCCUGCGCAUUAUGCUGUUCCGGUUCGUGCAUAUUUAAAUAGCAGAUACCCAAAUAGAUGGAUCGGACAUCUAGGGCCAAUUUUGUGGCCUCCACGUUCACCGGAUCUAAAUCCAUUGGAUUUUUUUUUUACUGGGGCCGUCUGA
Messenger RNA from Parnassius mnemosyne (clouded apollo), 480 nucleotides. NCBI's taxonomy places the organism in Eukaryota, Metazoa, Arthropoda, Insecta, Lepidoptera, Papilionidae. The record is from the annotation of a GenBank genome assembly.